AUGUUGUCCGUCAUCCUCGUUCUGGAGGCGUUGGCGUUCCUCGUCGUCCUCCGGCUCCUGGCCAUCGCGCCGCGAGGCCGCGGGCCGGCCGUCAAGCGCGACAAAAACAACAACGACAACAACAACAACAAGACCGCGACGACGGCCUCGCUCGCCGUCUUCCUGGGUUCGGGCGGGCACACUGCCGAGAUGCGCGCGCUCCUCGCGUCUGUCGACCGGCAGCGAUACACGCCGCGCACGUACGUGUACUGCGCGGGCGACGACAUGAGCCUGCGCGCCGUGGCAGACUUUGAGGCCAGCACAGAGGUGCCCGGGAGCGCUGGAGCGGGAGCGCGCAACCCCAGCUACUCGCUGUUGAGCCUCCCGCGCGCCCGGGCCGUGGGCGAGGGCAAGCUCAGCACGUUGGUGUCGGCCAGCAAGACGUUUGCCGUUGCGCUCUGGCACGUGUUUGCCCUGCCCACGAUGGCGAGGCCGCGUGCGCCGUGGGCCGACGUCCUGAUUCUCAAUGGGCCGGGCACGGCGGUCGUGCUCGUUGCCGCAGUGUACAUUCGCAGGAUUCUCGGUCUCUCAUACACCCGCAUCAUCUACGUCGAGUCGUUUGCCCGCGUCAAGUCGCUGUCGCUGUCGGGAAAACUCCUCAAGCCCUUUGUCGACACGUUUGUCGUCCAGUGGCCCGACCUCGCGGGCGAAAACGUGCCCAGCGCAGACAUCAAGGUGAAAAAGGUCAACAAGGGCGAGCAGUUUGAGGGCUCGUUCAUCCCCGGCACGACGUAUCGCGGCUGGCUGGUGUAA
This is a messenger RNA of Apiotrichum porosum, 792 nucleotides long. It is a transcript of the gene ALG14, whose product is annotated as UDP-N-acetylglucosamine transferase subunit. The transcript is spliced from 2 exons. Lineage: Eukaryota; Fungi; Basidiomycota; Tremellomycetes; Trichosporonales; Trichosporonaceae. Gene Ontology annotation, cellular component: UDP-N-acetylglucosamine transferase complex. Gene Ontology annotation, biological process: dolichol-linked oligosaccharide biosynthetic process. The record is from RefSeq and is a predicted model, not a curated record. Bases 1 to 792 code for a protein of 263 amino acids.